Molecule: messenger RNA, 1934 nt
Organism: Mangifera indica (mango)
Lineage: Eukaryota; Viridiplantae; Streptophyta; Magnoliopsida; Sapindales; Anacardiaceae
Product: tryptophan aminotransferase-related protein 2-like
Exons: 6
Coding region: 213-1658 (481 amino acids)
Biological process (GO): amino acid metabolic process
Molecular function (GO): carbon-sulfur lyase activity; transaminase activity
Source: RefSeq, a predicted model, not a curated record
AAAGUUAACUUUCCUUUGUUUAUUGAGGAACAAAAAAUAAAAAAAACAAAAAAAAACCUCAACUGGAAUAAUCAAAUAAGUUGCAGAACACUCAAUCGGUGUCUCCAUCUUAUUUUAGCUCCCAGUAAAACUCCGUUUUUUUAAAACUGAAGAGUUCCCUAUAGAGAGAAAAUAACAAAUAAAUGCAUUAAAAGGCAUACUGGUUACUCACAAUGCAAAAUUGCAAGCACAGUACAGUACAUGAAGCCAGAGUUAGGAGUUUUCGAGAGAGAGAGAUGGCCAAGAAUUUGCCUGUGUUUUCAAUGAAGCACUUACUGGUGGUUUCCUUAGCCUUGAAUGUGAGUCUGAUUUUGAGGGCGAUGUAUGAGAGAGAAAAAUGGAGUCUUUAUCAUGCGCUGUCACUGCAACAACCGAGGAGCUCCGUAAUCAAUCGUUGUGGAUCACCAGAAGAGGCGCAUGUUAGCACGAAUAAGCAUCUCUCCAUUUCAUUACCUUCGUUGGAUAUGAGUACUAGCAUUGAAGCUGAAGAUCAAGAUGGCGGGGAAAGAAUUAUCAAUCUUGACCACGGGGAUCCAACUAUGUACGAAAAAUAUUGGCAACAAGUAGGCGACAAGACCACAAUUGUGAUUCCUGGGUGGCAAUCAAUGAGUUAUUUCUCUGAUGUGAAUAACAUUUGUUGGUUUCUUGAACCUGAAUUGGCUAAAGAAGUUGUUAGAUUGCACAAAGUGGUUGGGAAUGCCAUAACAGAGAAUCAUCACAUUGUCGUUGGGACGGGCUCAACGCAACUAUUCCAGGCUGCCCUUUAUGCUCUGUCCACGCAGGAUGCAUCAGAACCUAUCAGUGUUGUUUCUGCAGCUCCGUACUAUUCUUCCUAUCCUUCAAUUACCGAUUGCCUCAAGUCUCAGCUGUAUAAAUGGGCUGGUGAUGCUCAAAGGUUUGACAAAGAUGGUCCAUACAUUGAACUAGUCACUUCCCCGAACAACCCUGAUGGAUUUGUAAGGCGAUCUGUGGUGAAUCGCAGUGGGGGGGUAUUGGUUCAUGAUCUUGCAUAUUAUUGGCCACAAUAUACUGCAAUAUCUUUUCCUGCAGACCAUGAUCUUAUGCUGUUUACUGUUUCAAAAAGCACUGGUCAUGCUGGGAUGCGAAUUGGACCAUCACUUGUUACAUCUUUCAGUUGGGCUCUUGUUAAAGAUACUGAGGUUGCCAAGAAAAUGACAAAAUUCAUAGAACUCAAUACCAUUGGUGUGUCUAAGGAUUCACAGCUCCGAGCAGCCAAAGUUUUGAAAGUUGUUUCUGACAGUUGCGAACCAUCCAACAGAGAAAUUGAGUGCUUCUUUGAGUUCAGCCACCAGCAAAUGGCCAUGAGGUGGAAGCAGCUGAGAGUGGCUGUAAAAAAGAGUGGUCUAUUCAGUGUGCCUGACUUUCCCCCUCAAUUCUGCACGUAUCUUGGUCGUGCCUUUGAGCCUCGGCCUGCAUUUGCAUGGUUAAAAUGCGAACAAGACAUAAACGACUGUGAAAGCUUCCUUAGGAGCAAGAAGAUCUUGACAAGAAGUGGGAAGCACUUCGGCUUUAGCCCAAAAUAUGUGCGAAUAAGCAUUAUAGAUCGAGAUGAAAAUUUCAAUCUUUUUACACGUAGAUUGUCCAAGAUCAUUUCAUGACAGCACAUCAACUCAACUCAAGAUGCAAUUUGCAAAUGAGGAGCCAUUCCUGUGUAUGUUAAGGAAGAAUUUUACACAAUGGAAUGAAUCUACUUGUAAGAACUCUAAUAAUUCUGAUUUUUCUGUAGUUAGAGUUAAUCUAUGACUGGAAUAAUGGGUCAGGAUCCAUUAAUUCUUAGUGAUUGUUGACUUCACGUAGGUGCCAUUUGCUUCUAGGAAAAGAGAAAAAUGUAGAACAGCAGCUAUAGAAUGUAGAAUUUUUCUUUUGAUUUCCUA